This is a messenger RNA of Esox lucius (northern pike), 3826 nucleotides long. RefSeq names its product chloride channel, voltage-sensitive 4 (gene clcn4). Gene Ontology annotation, biological process: chloride transport; transmembrane transport. The transcript is spliced from 14 exons. The record is from RefSeq and is a predicted model, not a curated record. Bases 341 to 2656 code for a protein of 771 amino acids. Gene Ontology annotation, cellular component: membrane; Golgi apparatus; synaptic vesicle. NCBI's taxonomy places the organism in Eukaryota, Metazoa, Chordata, Actinopteri, Esociformes, Esocidae. Gene Ontology annotation, molecular function: voltage-gated chloride channel activity.
AUUUCACUACCUUUUUCUGUGGGUUCAAACUAAGAAGACCACACCAGCUGCUAUCGCAUUCGCGUCGACGUUAAAGCCACCCAGUUAAUCAGACCGGAACUGUAAACUAUUUGCAUUAAUCCCGACCAUCUUUGUUCCCCCUUAAUGCAUUGAUAGUUUGUUUGAACAAAUGCAUUGUGGGAAGUAGACAUUUCUGACGUACUCAUCUCUAUUUUCUUAACAGUACUGACUGGUGACAGCAUAGUUAGCUAACACUAUGUUAAAAUGCCUGCAAUACUGGUGACUAUAUAGCUAGCUAGGAUAUAUGUGUUUUAUUUUGGGAAGUCGCAUCGUGUAAAUUAUGGACGGAGACGGGGCCAGCAGUACCGGGGCCACUCCCUCUGAGGAGAUUAAUGGCCCUGGGAACCUGAUGGACUUCCUGGAUGAGCCCUUCCCUGAUGUGAGCACCUAUGAGGACUUCCAUACUAUUGACUGGCUCCGGGAAAAGUCACGGGACACCGAUCGUCAUAGGAAGAUCACCACUAAGAGCAGGGAGUCUUACUGGGAGCUGAUCAAGGGUCUCCUGGAUGCCUGGUCAGGAUGGGUGGUGAUGCUGCUCAUAGGAAUGCUGACAGGCACUCUGGCCGGGGUGAUAGACCUGGCCGUGGACUGGAUGACCGACCUGAAGGAGGGCGUGUGUCUGUCGGCGUUCUACUACAGCCAUGAGCAGUGCUGCUGGACGUCCAACGAGACCACCUUCGACGACCGGGACAAGUGCCCGCAGUGGCAGAAAUGGGCCGAGCUGAUGACCGGCAACUCCGAGGGUGCCGGAGCGUAUGUGUUGAAUUACUUCCUGUAUAUAUCGUGGGCCCUGUUGUUCUCCUUCCUGGCUGUGUCUUUAGUGAGAGUCUUUGCCCCUUACGCCUGUGGCUCAGGAAUUCCAGAGAUCAAGACCAUUCUGAGCGGGUUCAUCAUCCGCGGGUACCUGGGGAAGUGGACCCUGCUCAUCAAGACGGUCACCCUGGUUCUGGCUGUGUCGUCUGGCCUGAGCCUGGGGAAGGAGGGGCCCCUGGUCCACGUGGCCUGUUGCUGUGGGAACCUCUUCUGCUCCCUCUUCUCCAAAUACAGCAAGAACGAGGGCAAGCGCAGAGAGGUGUUGUCGGCUGCCGCUGCCGCUGGUGUGUCGGUUGCCUUUGGCGCUCCAAUUGGAGGAGUUCUCUUCAGCCUGGAGGAGGUGAGCUACUACUUCCCCCUGAAAACCCUCUGGCGUUCCUUCUUUGCCGCGCUGGUGGCGGCGUUCACCCUGCGCGCCAUCAACCCGUUCGGCAACAGCCGCCUGGUCCUGUUCUACGUGGAGUACCACACCCCCUGGUACAUGGCCGAGCUGGUCCCCUUCAUUCUCCUGGGGGUGUUCGGGGGCCUCUGGGGAACCCUCUUCAUCCGGGGGAACAUCGCCUGGUGUAGGAGGAGGAAGACCACGCUGCUGGGAAAAUACCCGGUCCUGGAGGUGAUCGUGAUAACGGGUAUUACGGCGGUCCUGGCGUUCCCUAACCCGUACACGCGACGCAGCACCAGUGAGCUCAUCUCGGAACUGUUCAACGACUGCGGCGCGCUGGAGUCCUCUCAGCUCUGCGACUACGUGAAUAAUCCCAACAUGAGCCGGCGGGUGGACGACAUCCCGGACCGGCCCGCCGGGCCCGGCGUCUACACCGCCCUGUGGCAGCUCGCCCUGGCCCUCGUCUUUAAAAUCGUCAUCACCAUCUUCACGUUUGGGAUGAAGAUCCCGUCCGGGCUCUUCAUUCCCAGCAUGGCGGUGGGCGCCAUCGCGGGGCGCAUCGUGGGCAUCGCCGUGGAGCAGAUGGCCUACCACCACCACGACUGGAUCAUCUUUAAGAACUGGUGCCGCCCCGGCGCCGACUGUGUCACCCCGGGCCUCUACGCCAUGGUCGGAGCGGCCGCCUGCCUGGGGGGUGUGACCAGGAUGACGGUGUCCCUGGUCGUUAUUAUGUUUGAACUGACCGGCGGGCUGGAGUACAUCGUUCCCCUCAUGGCCGCGGCGGUCACCAGUAAGUGGGUGGCGGACGCCUUCGGGAAGGAGGGCAUCUAUGAGUCCCACAUCCAGCUGAACGGUUACCCCUACCUGGACGUCCGGGACGAGUUCACGCACAGGACCCUGGCCACGGAUGUGAUGCGUCCCCGGCGAAGUGAGCCGCCCCUGGCAGUGCUGACCCAGGACAGCACCACGGUGGAGGACGUGGAGGCCCUCAUCAAGGACACGGACUACAACGGCUUCCCCGUGGUCGUGUCGCGGGAGUCAGAGCGGCUCAUUGGCUUCGUCCAGCGCCGGGACCUCACCCUGGCUAUCAAGACGGCCCGUCAGAAGCAGGACGGCGUGGUGAGCAGCUCCGUGGUCUACUUCACGGAGGACACCCCCCAGGCGGCCGAGGCCUGCGACCCGCAGCCCCUGAAGCUACGGCGCAUCCUCAACCUCAGCCCCUUCACCGUCACUGACCACACCCCCAUGGAGACCGUGGUGGACAUCUUCAGGAAGCUGGGCCUCCGACAGUGUCUGGUCACCAGGAGCGGGCGUCUGUUGGGCAUCAUCACUAAGAAGGAUGUCCUUCGUCACAUGGCUCAGAUGAUGAACCAGGACCCAGAAUCCAUCAUGUUUAACUAGUGGCCCCAGAAGAUGUCCCCCCCCCCCCCCCCGGAACCUCCAUCAACCCUCCACUCCCUCGGACUGUGUAAAUAGAGCGACGCUCCUCGUAACCGGCCCCUGAGGCGUUAGGAAUGGAGGGAUAUAGGAAGCCUGGGUUCUGGAGCAGAAUGUGUUGGACUAACACAGGUGUUUGUGGACCCCCAAGUACUGAUGAAGAGGGUUGGAUGAAGGGACGGGGGUGUGUCUGGGCCCCCUCACUUAUAGACCACAUUGAUAUUAUUACGAUCAGUGGGCCCUGGCAAGCCUGGGCCCCGCAAAUCAUAGCUACCUUUACCCGCAUUAGCCACUACCAUGCUGCUGACACCAACAUUUAUGAUUUUAGGGAAGCUUCAAUCCUUGGUGUGCCUGACUACAGUUGAAAGUGGCAGGGUUGAGGCUGUGGCGAAUUACAAUUCAUACCAAGGCUAUGAAUUAUGUUAAUGACUUGUUUCUUCUCAAGAUGAUCUGAAUGGAACUGUAAUAGCAGGGUUUUAAUACUUUAGGUUUGGCCCUGUGUUUAUUUCAUUAACUUAAUCUAGGGUGUUUUACUUUGAAGGGAAGAAUGCGGUUAGGAGGAACAGAGCCUGCAAGUCCAAUGUUUUCCCUGUUACUUUAUAGUUUUCACUCCAUGCUGUCACUUGAUUUCUACAUUUUGUUAUGCCCAGGGAAAGCAUUGUGGUAAAUAACUCCAUUGUUGAGUACUCCAAUCGUACACAAAUGGCUUAUUGCCAUAUUUUGUCAGUAGCCUUGGCAUCCCUCAACAAUAUUUAUAUUUUCAACUUUUCAAGAGUUUCAAGUUUCAGUUUCAAGAGAUCCUCUGUGGUUUGUGUGGAUUUAGUUCAUCUCUUUGCGACCAAGAAUAAUUCCUGUGCUGUUUCAUAUAUUUUUUUUAAAUCAAUCCAUGCUUUAGUGAAACUAUUGAUUGUCAUUAUCUUGGAAAUUUAACACUACUGUUGUUGUUGGUAUUUAUUAUUCUAAUAUGUUAGAAUGUUUUUCAACAUUACUGUAACUUGGAACUGGUACAGAAAACUGACAUUUGCACUUUUAUUGGUUUUGUGUUUGUAAAUAAUGUCUAAGCGAUGCACAACAUACUGUUUGAAAUGUACACAGUUCUGACAUUCAAUAAAAGGGACAUUGUGUCAGCAAGGA